CUUUCGCCUCUUCUUUUCAAUUGUUUUUUUUUUGUUCUCUUCAAUAAGUUGCGAAAUGAGUUUUGCCUUGAAAUUAACCUGCAACAAAUGUCAAACACAGUACACAAAUUCGAAUUAACUUUUCAAAAUUUUUAGUUCAGUUACGAUCUAGUGCAUGCCUUUGGCAGAAGAAGUGCGUCCGCCCCGAUAUUAAGGAACAAGUUUACCGGCUUGCGAUCACGAAUAUCGGGCGAAGAACAAUCUAUGGAUGAUUUAUUUUUACAUGUCAAAUAAUAAGGAUUUAUUAACGUAUUACACAUUUCGAAAUGUACGCCUGGGGGUCAACAUCAAAUGGGGAACUGGGUGUUGGAGGAAUUGAAGAGGAGAACAUCUACACACCCGUUGAACUCCAAUGGUCAGAGGCUGAUAAAGUGACCUAUGCAGCAUGCGGAAGUGGACACACAAUAUUCAUCACGAAUGAAGGGAAAUUGUACUCAUGUGGAAACAAUGAUUAUGGGCAGUUGGGCCAUGGGCAGCCUAGAAAACGGCCACAGGAAGUCUCUGGUUUAGAGAAUUAUGAAAUUGUGAGUGUUGCAUGUGGUUCUUCGCAUUCAAUGGCUCUGAACCAGUGGGGUGAAGUCUUUUCUUGGGGUUCUGACAGUUAUGGACAGCUGGGACACACGUUAGGACAAACACCUCAGAUGCACCCAAAAAUAAUUAAAGCACUCGCAACAUUCAAUAUAGUCCAAAUUGCUUGUGGUUACAGACAUUCCAUAGCUCUGACUAAUAGUGGCGAUAUAUUGACAUGGGGCGCCAAUGAUUAUGGUCAGUUGGGUAUUGGCAAGGAGAGCAUCAAGGAAUGCUAUCCAACCAUAGUUUCCUCCUUGUCUGGAAUUCCAAUGAGCUACAUAGCAUGCGGCGGAAAUCAUUCUUUUGCUGUAACAAAAUCCGGUGCGGUGUUCGGAUGGGGAAAGAAUUCCAAUGGACAAUUGGGCUUAAACGAUACAGAAUCUAAAUCGUACCCCUGUCAUUUGAGGACCUUAAGACCAAUUCGAGUUCAAUAUAUAUCGUGCGGCGAAAAUUACUCGACAUUCCUGACUCUCGAUGGUGGUGUUUUCACGUGUGGCGCUGGAAUGUAUGGUCAGUUGGGCCAUGGAACUACCUCGAACGAAAUAGUUCCAAGACAAGUUCUUGAAUUAAUGGGUUCGAAAAUAUCGCAGUUGCAAUGCGGAAGACAACACACAUUGGCUUUAGUUCCAUCGCGCGAUCGCAUUUACAGUUUUGGAUUGGGCGGCGCGGGUCAAUUGGGCGCUAAAAAAUCAAUAAACUCUUCGACUCCUCAAAUAGUUGCGGGUCCUUGGAUAGGUACAUCUAGGAUUAACAGGAUCUUUGCUGGAGGCGAUCAUUGCUUCGCGAAACUAUUGAGCGAAGCGUCAACAGAGUCUCCUUAUGAUUGCCGAGUGUUAUCUGCAAAUACCCAAAUACUGAAUGUUAGUGAGGACAUUUUGAAUAAUUGUUUGAGCAUCAGCAAGGACGGAAUCGUGGACCAAGAAACUUUGACGUACUUGGAAACGGUUUUCAAAAGUCUUUCGUGCAUCAAUGGUUCAUUCCUCUUACCAAAUACGGAACAUUUCUUUUGCUCCAGUAAGCAUCACGGUAUUGACUUGGAGAAAGUUGCAAGGACUUUUUCAACUAUUGGCAAAUUGGAAAAUGAUACUGUUAAAGAAGUGAUUAAGAAUUGUAUCAUGGAUGAUCUCUUGAAGAAGUUGACACCUUCACCACCAGACGUUGAAGCUUUAAGGGUCUACAUCACGUUACCUUUCUAUCAUGAAUUCAAUAACCCAAAAGAACAUUUAAAAUUACACAAACCAUUUGCUAGUUCCUUACUUACUUUGAAGGUGCAAGCCACCAGAGUCGUGGAAUCUUGGUGGAGCAAAUUACCAACGGAAUAUUACGAGAAAUUGGUCUCUAUGUUUAAAGACGUAGUUAUUUUUAUUAUAAGAAAUCAACGUAUUCCACGCACAGAGACUGCAACAUUAGAUAACACUCUUAUAAGUAUGUUGAAUAUCUUGGCUCGUUUGAACAAGCUUAAUCACACGAUGGAUGGACAGAAAGUGCCUUACGAUACAUUUCAUAUAGUCGAUCUGGAAGAUUAUCUGGAUGUUCGUGUAGAUUACGUUUCCUGGCUAAACGACAACACCGAAAAGUUAUAUCUAUGUAAUUAUCCCUUCUUAUUUGAUUCUCAAGCUAAGACGGCUUUAUUGGAAGCGGACCAAACUAUCCAGAUGUGCAGCGCUAUGAACCAGGCCGCUCAACAUGCUCUAUUUUUAACACUCUUGAGUUCUGAUGUUUCUAGAGUACAUCAAUAUUUGAUGCUGAACGUGUCGCGCGAACAUAUCGUCGAAGAUGCCUUGCGUGAGUUAGCUAACGUUUCCAGCAAUGAUCUCAAAAAACCUUUGAAGGUCAAAUUUUACGGAGAGGAAGCGGAAGACGCGGGCGGCGUUAGAAAGGAAUUCUUCAUGCUGCUUCUGCGAAACAUUCUGGAUCCAAAGUAUGGAAUGUUCAAAGAAUACGAAGAGACAAGGAGCAUAUGGUUCUCGGAAGAUUCUUUCGAGGAUGAAAUGAUGUACUUCCUGAUUGGCUUGAUAUGCGGACUCGCCAUUUACAAUUUUACCAUAAUUGAUAUUCCAUUCCCAUUGGUCCUCUACAAGAAGCUACUGAAAGAGCAUGUUAAUCUUUCCGACGUCAAAUCUCUUUCCCCAACAAUCGCCAACUCGCUGCAAUCACUAUUGGACUACCAAGAAGAUGAUUUGGAAGAAGUGUUUAGUUUGACAUUUGAAAUCAGCAGAGACGUAUACGGGGUUGUGAGAUCUAUACCGUUGAAACCUGAAAGCGAUACACCUGUGACCCAAAGAAAUAAAUAUGAGUACGUCGAACUAUAUGUUGAUUAUCUGUUAAACAAAUCAGUUAAAGAUCAUUACACCGCGUUUUCUAAAGGAUUCAUGAAAGUCUGCGGUGGAAGGGUUUUAGAACUGUUUCAUUCGCACGAAUUGAUGGCUGUAGUCGUGGGCAACGAAAAUUACGAUUGGCACGCUUUGGAGGAUGCUGCUGAUUACAAGAAUGGUUAUAAAUCGUCCGACGAGGUCAUCAGAUGGUUCUGGGAAGUUUUGCAUGACAUGUCACUGGAAGACAAGAAGAAAUUUUUAUUGUUCUUAACCGGAAGUGAUCGAAUUCCAAUCCAAGGAAUGAAAGCAAUAAAGAUUAUUUUUCAACCAACUAAUGAUGAUAAAUGUUUACCAGUUGCCCACACGUGCUUCAAUCUGCUAGAUUUGCCAAGAUACAGGACAAAAGAACGCUUGAAGUAUAAAUUAUUGCAAGCAAUACAGCAAACCCAGGGUUUCUCCCUGGUUUGAUUCCUAUUGUUAUAAUAUAAUAUAUUUUUUAACUUAUUUAUUCGUAUUGUGCUUUCUUACUUGAUAACGAUUUCUAAUUUUAAGUUGAUAUUACAUUUUAAUCUCGCUAAAGACCAUGUUUCUCUAUUUAGAACGUUAUUUGCUUUGUUUGUAUUUAGUUUUCUAUUUGUUCCAAGUUGUUUCUAGUCCGUACAGGAUCCUAAUAAUUGUUUAAAAGAAAUAUCCAAUAUUUUUAUUAUGAGCUGUUGACAAUUGAAUAGGAUUGAAAUAAAAGGAGAACAUACUUAA
Molecule: messenger RNA, 3680 nt
Organism: Nicrophorus vespilloides
Lineage: Eukaryota; Metazoa; Arthropoda; Insecta; Coleoptera; Silphidae
Gene: Herc4
Product: probable E3 ubiquitin-protein ligase HERC4
Exons: 11
Coding region: 306-3392 (1028 amino acids)
Molecular function (GO): ubiquitin-protein transferase activity
Source: RefSeq, a predicted model, not a curated record